CCUCCCCACCCUGGGAUGCCAUGAGUCAUCCCUGCUGCUGCUGCCGCUGCUGCUUCCACGCCGCUGCUUCCACGCUGCCGCCGGCGGUCUGGAAGCUCCUUCCCCGGCGUUAGUUCGGAAUCCAUUCGGCGGGCAGCGUUUUGCCCGGGCGGCGUAGCGGGCCUCGGGGAGGGGUUCCUCCUGCCCUGGAAGAGGAGGAUGCCUCUCUUCAGGACGGCGCUGAGGGUCUCCAACCGCUCCAUUCUCGUCUUCAUCUUCAUCUUCUCCUUUUCUUCCUCUUGCCUUUAUUUCAUCUAUGUGGCUCCUGGCAUAGAUUAUCCUGAUGGCAACAGUACAACUGAUAAUAUUGCUCAGACAGCGAUGUAUCUUCCAGAAAACUUCACUUAUUCUCCUUCUCAACCUUGUCCAGAAAAAUUGCCCUCCAUGAGAGGCUUUAUUGAAGCCAAUAUGAGUGAAAUCAGUUUGGAUGAAAUUCAGCAGAUGUUUUCUAAAGAUUUAGACAUUGAACCAGGUGGUCACUGGAAGCCAAAAGACUGUAAACCACGCUGGAAGGUUGCAAUACUCAUCCCUUUUCGCAAUCGUCAUGAACACCUUCCUAUAUUUUUUCGACACUUAAUACCAGUGUUACAGAAGCAGAGGCUAGAAUUUGCUUUUUAUGUUGUUGAACAGAUAGGAACACAGCCUUUUAACCGAGCAAUGCUGUUUAAUAUUGGCUUCAAGGAAGCUAUGAAGGAUGGUGACUGGGACUGUGUAAUCUUCCAUGAUGUGGAUCAUUUACCAGAAAACGAUAGAAAUUAUUAUGGAUGUGGUGAAAUGCCACGUCACUUUGCUGCAAAAUUGGAUAAGUAUAUGUACAUUCUUCCAUACAAUGAAUUUUUUGGUGGUGUAAGUGGACUAACAGUAGAACAAUUCAAAAAAAUCAAUGGAUUUCCAAAUGCUUUCUGGGGAUGGGGAGGAGAAGAUGAUGACCUUUGGAACAGGGUCCACUCUGUAGGAUUUAAUGUGACAAGACCAGAAGGAGAACUUGGGAAGUAUAAGUCAAUUCCUCAUCAUCACAGAGGAGAAGUUCAAUUUUUAGGACGAUACAAACUAUUAAGAUAUUCACGAGAGCGUCAAUUUAUUGAUGGUUUAAAUAAUCUACUAUAUAUGCCAUCUAUUCUUGCCAGUAAACUGUAUACUAAUAUCACUGUAAACCUGCUACCAGAACUAGCUCCUGUUCAAGAUUAUUGAUGGAACAGCAGAAUAAACUACUGGAUCAAAAUUUUGUAACACUGGAAAAAUACUAAAUCAGAAUGGAAAAUGCAUUGCUCAACAUCUACAACAAGAGUAAAAUGGAUACAGAUCUCAUUUACAUUAUGGAUUAGUUCUUCUGCAGAUGUCUUGCAGUUGUUUGCGAUAACAAAAUUACUUAUCUUUGUUUUCUCCUUACAGCCUCAGCAUAACAACUGAUUAUAGGCUGCUCAUUAAAUAUACAAAGUGAUGUCUAUCAUUCCAAAUAAUUUGCAAUUUGAAGAGAUUAAAAUGGAAAGAUGUUGCUGAUAAAUAUAUAAUUUUGAUUAAAUUAUAUGACCCAAGCAUGCAAAAAACCCUUUACCUUUAAAUCUAGACACCAUAUUCUGUACACUAUUUCUCAAUUCCCAGUUAAUGGAUUUUUGCAAAGCUAAACAUAGUAUUUAUAACAUCCUGUCCUAAUUCAAUAUGGUGACAUUGUUUGAAUGGAGAGGCUUGUCUUAAAUAUUGCCAAUGUGAUGCAUACGUUUUGUAAAAAGUGUGUAUGGGGUGUGCAUGUGCACAUACACUUUGGAAUUACAUUUUUAACCUGCCAGGAAAAAAAAAGUUAUGAUGCAUACCUUUUUCUGCUCAAUUAUACCAUUCGGUAACAGAUCUUUGUACACUAUGAUCCUUUAAAUUAGCUUGCGCUUGGAGUUGGGAGCCAUUCGCUUUCUUUAUGACUUCAUAAUGUAGAAGCAUUGACAGCCUUGUUAUGCUCUCUGGCUUUGGGCAGAAUGCCUUCUAGAACAGUUUUUCAAGAGCAAGAUAAAUAAAUACAUUUCAGAUGAAGCAAUAAAAAUCAUGUAAAUAACGAAGGCUUAGUAAGUGGUAGCAUACUGCUGACCUAGUCUAAGCUCACUAGCUAAGUGGAACAAGUCUUGGUUAGUGCUUGGAUGGGAAAGCUCCAAUCAGAAAAGAAUGCAAUAGCAAAUCACUUCUGUACAGGUAGCCCUCACUUACCAAGUGCAAUCAGGACAGGCAACUCUGUCGCUAAGUGAUGUGGUCAUAAAGUGAAAAAUCACAUGACCAUGCCUUAGGACAGCAGUUCAUCAGUUCUAGUUAUGGUCAUUAAGUGAAUCUCCCAUAGUCAUUAAGCACGAUGUCAUGUGACCAUGACUUGCAACUUCUUGCUGGCUUUCACAUUGACUUUGCUUGUUGGAAGCUGGCAGGGAAGGUCACAAAUGGCGAUCAUGUGACUUUGGGGAUGCUGUGACAGUCGCAACUUUGAGGACUGGUCUUAAGUCUCAUUAUUCAGUGCCAUUGUAAUUUUGAAUGGUCGCUGAACGAGUGGUGCUGCCAUGAAAAGUACAUGAGCGUGUUGACGAAAUCACUAGGAGCUGAAAUUCAGCUUGGAAAACUUGAUUUUAGUUAAUGAAAACCUUAACUGUUUGGGGUUUUUCCUUAAUUCCCCCAACACUAUAUUUUAGGCUAAAAUGAGUGAUUGACAUAGCUGUAGUUUUAUUAGCUUUUUGUCUUGGAUUUUAGGUUGUGUUCUUCAACUGAGUGAAACAUACUUUGAUAUUUAUGUGUAAAUGAUGAGAAUGGUACUCAUAGCAUAUGAGGGGAAGUGUACUUAAUCUGAUUUUACUUUUUCAGGUGUAAGAAGCACAUUAAUGUAUUAACAAGUUCUGAGUAUUGUACAGAAUUGUGCUAUCGCCUAUUAUU
This is a messenger RNA of Candoia aspera, 2937 nucleotides long. RefSeq names its product beta-1,4-galactosyltransferase 6 (gene B4GALT6). Gene Ontology annotation, molecular function: UDP-galactose:glucosylceramide beta-1,4-galactosyltransferase activity. NCBI's taxonomy places the organism in Eukaryota, Metazoa, Chordata, Lepidosauria, Squamata, Candoiidae. The transcript is spliced from 9 exons. The record is from RefSeq and is a predicted model, not a curated record. Gene Ontology annotation, biological process: carbohydrate metabolic process. Gene Ontology annotation, cellular component: Golgi apparatus. Bases 199 to 1230 code for a protein of 343 amino acids.